Molecule: messenger RNA, 1041 nt
Organism: Dufourea novaeangliae
Lineage: Eukaryota; Metazoa; Arthropoda; Insecta; Hymenoptera; Halictidae
Product: protein-lysine N-methyltransferase EEF2KMT
Exons: 5
Coding region: 1-1041 (346 amino acids)
Source: RefSeq, a predicted model, not a curated record
AUGGAUGACAGUGACAUUUUAUUUGUCGAUGACACUUUUUUAUUUGAUAAAGACAACUUAAUGAAGCAAUUUCUUUGUUGCACAUCACUAAAAACAAUGGAUAUAUUUAAUUCUGACAGAAAUGUUGGUCUUGAUCUUUAUACACAAAAGGAGAUUUUAGAUAAGACAAUCAAUAAUGAUUUAAUUAAAAAAUAUCCUGUAAAACGGUCGUAUCAACGAGCAUUCUUGAAGUUACUUAUGAAUAAGAUUGAAGAAGAAGGCAGUGAAAUUCACGAUGACUUGUAUAUUGCGUAUUGUAACUUAAUCUCUAAUCCAAUAAGUGAAUUAAUUCAUCAUCGACACUUUUUAAUAGGUGAUAUAUCAGACUGUAUAUCUAUACAAGAAAGUACAAAUAUUAUAUCAGAUGCUACAACAGGACUGUGUUGUUGGCAGGGAGCAAUAGAACUAAGUAAAUGGUGUAUAGAAAACAAGAGUGCAUUUCAUGAUAAAGUCGUUUUAGAACUUGGUUGCGGUGUUGGAUUAACAGGAGUAUGCAUUAUUAAGAACUGUUCUCCAAAUCAAUAUAUUUUCACAGAUUUUCAUAAGUCCGUUUUAGAAAUGGUCUGUGAAAAUGUGAAGCUUAAUUUGCUAAAUAUGGAACAGACUGUAGAAGUUAAACAACUAUCAGAAAGUAAUAGGUUAAAAUUUCAAACGAAAUAUAAUAAUACAGAUGUUCAAGUAGUAAAAUUAAAUUGGGAAGAUAUAAAUAAAUAUUUGGAUGAAUACUGGACUGUACCAGAUAUUAUAAUUGGAGCUGAUAUUUUAUAUGAUACAUAUUCUUUUAAUGCAUUAGCAUUGGGAUUAAAGGCUUUUCUAUCCUUUAACGGUAGAUAUGCCGUUAUUGCAGCAGCAAUUCGUAAUGUGGAUACAUUUUCGAAGUUCUUGCAUUUUCUAAAAUCUCACGGUCUAUCUUACGAAGAAUGCAGUACACCAACACAAACGGUACUUUUGCAAGAGAUACACAUACCUGUUAAGAUAAUAAAAAUUUGUCGAAAGACGUGA